AAACCCCACCCCUAACAUACUUGAGUUCCCUUCUCUCCUCCCACCGCCGCCGCCUUCCUUCCUCUCUCUCUCUCUCUCUCUCUCCCCUUCGGUGGCGUCUACGGAGCUUGACGAUGAAGAGAAAGGUCGGCCGCCAAGAGAUGUCGUCGGCGUCAGUGGUCGCCGUCGGAUCCUCCAUUGACGGCGGCGUCGAUCUGAAAACCCUAAUUCACGGUCAUUCUCUCUUCUUCGACCGCCUUGUGGAGCUCAUCCCUGCCCGUUUCUACCUCCCCGUGGAUGACGACAAGCCCUGGUUCCAGGGCCUAUCCAAGGCUGCUAAGGCCGCCGUUAAGGCCGAGUCCCGCGACAACCUCAAGGAGGCCCGCCGCGUACGACUCGACCCUGCCCAGUCCUCCACUACCCUCGAUCUCCUCAAGAGGAGCAUCGAGGCCGAGAAAUCGGCUGCUGAUACUAGCGACGACGAGGAGGAUGACGAGGGCGAGGAGGACGAGGACGAGGAUGAGGAUGAGAUCGGAAGCGAGAGCAUGACCGAGGUCGAGAAUCCCGUUCCCGUGAUCUCCGACAACCGAUCCGUCACGUACGAGGAGCUCCGGCAGCGGCUUCACCGCCGGAUCGAGGAGCUCAGGUCCGGCAGGAACACUCGGCCUCUUUUAAUCAAGAACAGGCCUGAUAAGAGGGAGAAGAAGAAGAACCGAAAUAAGAAGAAGAACAAGGAAGAGGAUGCUUCCACUUCCCAGGGAAAACGAAAGAGAGACGAGAAUGAGACCAGGGAGAAGGGGAAGAAGAAGAAGAGUGAGAAGGCAGAGAGACACAGAGGAGAUGCUGUCGCUCCCGAUAUCUCCUUUGGGCAGGUCAAGAUUGGUGGUGAGGAUGAGCAUAGGAGCAAAAGGAGGAAGCUUUCUAAGCUGCAGGAGUUGGAGAGGGCGAAGAAGCUGCAGGACUCAAAGAAGGAUCCAGAGAAGGGGCUGAUGGUCUCCAAGAAGCAUUCUUGGAAGGCUGCUGUAAGCAGAGCUGCAGGCAUGAAGGUACACGAUGACCCAAAACUGUUGAAGGAGAGCAUGAAGAAGGAGAAGAAGAGGCAGCAGAAACAUGCUGAGAAGUGGGAAGAGAGGAUCAAGAACACUGAAAAUAUUAGAGCAGAGAAGCAGAAGACGAGGGCAGAGAAUAUAAAAGAGAGAAUCAAGCAGAAAAAGAUGAGGCGGAUCGAGAAGAGGGAGAAAAAGCUAAUGCGCCCAGGGUUUGAGGGGCGCAAAGAAGGAUAUAUCAAUGAAUGAGAUCUUUGGCUCUAGGAACUAUCCAAGGUUUCCAAGGUUAAAGAAUAUGAGGUAAUGGAGACCUUUUUAGUCCUGUUUAUCUCUUCUAGGGUUUAAGCAAUCUGUCAACUUGAUCAUCUAGCAGUAUAUGUUUAUUACUAAUGCAAGCUCAGAGUAGUCAUUGUUACUAGCCAAAUCAAUUCAGCAUUUACAUAGUGCAACAAAAAGAAGAAAAGAACUUCAUUAAUUCUCUACGGGCAUUGGCCUUAAUUUUGAUGUGAAGAAACGCCAAAUGGAAGUCAUGUUAAUUCUGUCUUCCAAAUGCCAAAAAAAGUGUCAGAUGCCCUACAGGCACAAGACUACUAUUAUUAGAGGGUCUACUAUUAUUACAGUUUCUUGUGUAAGCUGAUGAUCAAUUGCUAGAGCUGAUAGAGAUAUUUGAUUUCUUAUGACUCUGUAUUCAUGAAUAUCCAUUGGAUGCUGAACUACUUUAGUACUGUUGCAGUUUUUGCUAAUAUACCAUUGUGUCCCUGAUUAUUGUA
Messenger RNA from Musa acuminata AAA Group (dessert banana), 1795 nucleotides. Its product is annotated as ribosomal RNA-processing protein 14-C-like. The record is from RefSeq and is a predicted model, not a curated record. The transcript has a single exon. Gene Ontology annotation, molecular function: RNA binding; DNA binding. Lineage: Eukaryota; Viridiplantae; Streptophyta; Magnoliopsida; Zingiberales; Musaceae. Gene Ontology annotation, cellular component: nucleolus. Bases 114 to 1274 code for a protein of 386 amino acids. Gene Ontology annotation, biological process: ribosomal large subunit biogenesis; ribosomal small subunit biogenesis.